CCCACUCGCGCGGCGGUAGCGGGUUGGGCGCAAGGUUCUGCCUAGCACUUCCGCCAGCGGCUAGUUGUCGGGGCCGAGGCAUGGAGGAGGGCUAGCAGGCUGCGGCGAGACCGAACGGGGCCGAGCCGGGCGAGAAGCGCGGCGGGCAGGCCACGAGCGGGCGAACAGGCGUGCGCGAGGCGGGGCGCGCGGCAUAUUGCCGAUGAAAUGUUCUUUUUUGGGGUCAAAGUGUGAGUAUAUCUGAAUGCAGAGAGCCUCGUCUAUUCACAAAUAAACCCAGGAUAAAUAAGCCUCAACAAAGAGGAUCUCUUCUGUAGGACUUUCUGCUAAGGAAGAAUUGGAGGUUGGACAGAUGAGGCAGAGAGAUGAAAUUUCUUCAGUAAUUCAGACAAAUGAUGACAGUGAACCAAGACUGAGUGAUACUGAGAAGAAAGGAGAAAUGUUAGGACUGAUGAAGCAAAACAAGAGGGAAAAAACAAGGUACAGAAUGAGCACAUGCUGUUGGUGUACUCCAGGUGGUACUUCCACCGUUGAUGUCCUAAAGUGCUAUGCAUCUAGCACUGGAUCAAGUGAAUUUCAAACAGCUGAUGAAGACCUCUGCUAUUGCUUAGAGUGUGUGGCUGAGUACCACAGAGCCAGAGAUGAGGUGCCAUUCUUGCACGAGGUUUUAUGGGAACUAGAAACCUUACGCCUCAUAAAUCACUUUGAGAAGUCUAUGAAGGCAGAAGUUGAAGAUGAUGAUGAACUAUAUAUAGUCGACAACAAUGGAGAGGAACAGCUAUUUGACUGUAGUGGCCAAGAUUUUGAAAAUAAGCUUCGAGUUCCUCUUUUUGAAAUACUGAAGUAUCCUUACUUGCUUCUGCAUGAGCGUGUUAAUGAACUGUGUGUGGAAGCACUUUGUCGAAUGGAACAAACCAAUUGCUCCUUUCAGGUGUUUGACAAAUAUCCAGGGAUCUAUUUGUUUUUGGUUCAUCCCAAUGAAAUGGUUCGGCGAUGGGCUAUUCUGACUGCAAGAAACCUGGGGAAAGUGGACAGAGAUGACUAUUACGACUUGCAGGAAGUUUUAACUUGCCUUUUUAAAGUCAUUGAGUUGGGGCUUUUGGAAAGUCCAGACAUUUACACAUCUUCUGUGCUUGAGAAAGGCAAACUGAUCCUUCUGCCUGCGCACAUGUAUGAUACUACCAACUACAAAAACUAUUGGUUAGGUAUUUGCAUGUUGCUGACCAUUCUUGAAGAGCAAGCUAUGGAUUCACUGUUGUUGGGUUCAGACAAACAAAAUGAUUUUAUGCAGUCAAUCCUUCACACCAUGGAGAAGCAAUCGGAUGAUGACAACAUGGAUCCUUUCUGGCCAGCAUUACACUGUUUCAUGGUGAUUCUGGAUCGCCUUGGAUCAAAAGUGUGGGGUCAACUUAUUGACCCCAUUGAGGCAUUUCAAACCAUUAUUAACAAUGUGAGCUACAACAGAGAGAUCCAAAAUAUACGGAAAAACUCCAUAAGGACCAAGCCAGAACCGGAGCCACAUUUUGAUGAUAUGGUGACGUGCAGCCAGAUUGUCUAUAACUAUAAUCCUGAAAAGACCAAAAAGGAUUCAGGGUGGAGAUCAGCCAUUUGUCCAGAUUAUUGUCCUAACAUGUAUGAAGAAAUGGAAACGUUAGCCAGUGUCCUUCAGUCAGAUAUCGGUCAAGACAUGCGUGUUCAUAACAGUACCUUUCUGUGGUUCAUACCUUUUGUUCAGUCACUCAUGGAUCUUAAGGAUUUGGGUGUAGCUUACAUUGUAGAAGUUAUUCAUCAUCUAUACUCUGAAGUCAAAGAUGUUCUCAACCAGACAGAUGCAGUGUGUGACAAAGUCACUGAAUUUUUUAUUCUGAUUUUAGUAUCUGUGAUUGAACUGCAUAGAAAUAAGAAAUGUUUGCAUCUGCUGUGGGUGAGUUCUCAGCAGUGGGUAGAAGCUGUUGUAAAGUGUGCCAAGCUUCCUACCACUGCAUUUGCACGAAGUUCUGAGAAGUUACCUGGAAAUAUCCCCAAGGGAGCAGCAAUAAUAUCACCAUUGACAUUACAUUCAGUGCCCUCCAACUCUGUCCAGCUUGCUUGUGUGCAGUUGAUUAGGGGACUCCUCAAAGAAGGUUAUCAGCUUGGUCAGCAAACACUUUGUAAGCGCUUCUGGGAUAAACUUAACUUAUUCCUUCGAGGAAAUUUAUCUCUGGGUUGGCAGUUGUCUACUCAAGAAACCCAUGACUUACAAAUGUGUUUGAAACAAAUAAUUAAAAACAUAAAAUUCAAAAUGCCCCAGUAUAGCACUUUUGGGGAUCUGACUUCUAUAUGUAAAACUUCUCCAUCUUUUAAAGAAGAAAGUGAACAGACAGACAGGAAGCCUAAAAAAGACAUUUAUUGCCUGGAAUAUUGCAGCCCCACAUCUUCUAAAGAAUCAGAGAAAGCUGACAGCAAUAAAGUAUUGAUUAAAGCAAAUAAUACAGAAGAGGGGGGCAUCAAGCAGCAUUACAUUGAUUUGAAUGAAGACAAGCCUCUUCCAGCUGGAUGGUGCUUGAAGGAGAAGAAUGAGGCCCUUUUUUCUGAAUGUGCUCAAGAGCAAGUUAAAGUAAGCACAGAGAAGUCUGUAAAAGAAAACUCUUCAUAUACACCACAGAAUAAUACUUUAAGAAAUGGCCUAGAAUGGGAAUGUGACAGAGGAGUAAUAAUAUCAAUGCAUUCAUUGACUGAUUCUAGCAUGGAUUCUUUGGAAAAGGUGUCUACAUCAAAUGAAGAUGUCUCAUUAAAGAAUGAAAUUGUUGGCAAAAACUCAAAACCAAAGUCUAAAGCACAGAAGGAUGAGAUUUGUGCAAAGUUGUCACAUGUCAUAAAGAAACAACACAGGAAAAGUACUUUGAUCAAUAACACUAUUAGUCUAGAGGAAAAUACAGCUUUGUCUGACCUUGAGAACUCCUGUUCAGGAAAAGAUAGAGGGUUUCUAAAGGAAGAUACUAUCACACGUGAUGUGUCUUUAGACCCUGUUUCAGAUAAUGAACAUGGAGAGCAAUAUUCUCAAAAGAGUUCAUUGUUAAAAAAGAAACAGUUAAAGUGCGAGGAGUUAGGUAAUUCUGAUGGGAAAAAGUGUCAAAUCCAGGAAUGCCAUGCUGUUGCUGAUUUGUUACCAGUUACUGAUAGACUGGUGAAGAAUACUUCAUAUGAGGGUCCUGCAAAGGUUGAAGUUGAAUCAAGAGAUAAGAAAAUGAGAAAGAAUACAGUGCUGACUUCUAACAUGGCAAAAGGACAGGUACCUCAUGACAAUAGCAAGUCUUUGGUAACAGGUCCUCAGAUAGACCUUUGUAACAUAGCUUUAAUAGCUCAAACCACUGUUAUUCAAUUUCCAUCAGGUUCAAGUAAAAGUCCAUCUCAGCUACAAAGAAAAGAUGAUAUAAGAUGUUUGACAGCUAACCCAAACAGUGCUGAUACCCGCCAUGGGCAAAUUAUUGUUAUUUCAGAUUCUGAUGAAGAUGAUGAUGAGAGAAGUCAUGGCAUUGAGAAACACAUCAAACAGGACAAAGUAUACAUGGAGAAAGAAUGUCCAGGGCAGCAUGGGUCAGUAGUUAAUACCAUUGUGGAAAAGAAGCUUAUAAAGGAAGAAGAAACAAAAUACCCUGUUGAAUUUGAGGACUCUGAAUCUCAAGUUUUUGAGUUUGAAAGUUCUUCUGAAGUGUUCUCAGUUUGGCAAGAUCAUAAAGUAGACAGCAAGAACUCCCUUCAAGAGGAAGGAAGAAGCUAUGUAACUGAUGUAGCUGAUAGUACAAACGAUAAUUUGGGUUGUGGUGUAGACUCUGUGUCUGAAGAGGUUGUUAGGAAUGAAGCAGAGGAUAUUGAAGAGCAUACAGAACCACACAGUAGUGUUUCUGUUGAGGGAUUUUGUAAAACUAGAGGAAAACAUAAGAGAAAACAGUGUGAGAGAGUUACAACUGAAGAUGCUCAGAAACCUUCAUUUUCCUUCAUAACUGAGCAAUCGACUGAUGACCGAGAUUUUGCUGGAAGUGAUUUAAAAAGCACAGACGUAGGGACAUCAGCUCUCAGUUCAAGUGUUGAGAGAGAUUCUACAGUUUCAUUGAUUUCUACAAAACUUAGUACUCACUCUAAACCUGUUAGGAAAGUUCCAGCUUCUAAGGCGAUUAAGAAAACAUAUUUAGACACCAAAAGAGGUCGGAGUAAGAGUUCAUGUUACAUCAGCUGUAGAACAUCUCUUGCUGUUGUGCCGCCAAAGAAAGUUCGCCAGUAUCCCCAGCCAUCUUCAGCGCCUGAAAAACUUGGUCUAAGAAAAGCUCCCCGGAAGGCAUUUGAGUUGUCUCAGAGGUCUUUGGAGUAUACAUCCCAAUUACGUGACCAUGGUAAGACUGUUGGAGUAGUUAACAUUCCCAGAAAGGCUAAAUUAAUUCAGUCCUUCAAAAGUAAGAAGUUUCUGACAAGCCAGGAAUUUCAAUUUCACAGUUUUCAUAAAAAACGAGACCUUGAUUAUAAAAAUACCGAUACUGUGAGAACAGGACUGUGCACGGUUCUGGGCUCCGACGUACUUGUCCCAGACUCUGAUGGGCCAGAUAAUCAUAGAGGAAGUGAGCCACCUGCCAACAGUAAUGAAAAACAAUUAGCAAAAUGCAUGCCUUCUAAACCAGAAGUGGCAAAAGCCAUUUCCUAUCCUCAGGUGAUUGAUAUAGCUGGUCUUGUGAACCAGUGUGAGUCUAGAGUGUUAAGUGAAGCAGUGCCGACAGAUGUGGUGGUCCCUACUUCGGAGGACCCUGUGGGUGAAGAUGCUCUCACAGUGCAAGAUGAGGAAGUGGCAGCUGUGAAGGCUACAGAGCCAGAAUCUGGUAGUGAUACAGAUGAUGACAAUUUAUUCCUAACACAACAUGAUCCUCUAGAUAUGGAUCUGUGCUCACAGAUGGAAAAUAAACCAAUUAUAGUUGCUCAUAAAGAUACAGUUCAGAAACAAGAUUCUGUAAGUCAGCCUCAGUUGGAGUCUUUGAGUGUCACAAAGUGUAAGUACAAAGACUGUGUUGAAUCCACGAUAAACCAGAGUGAAUACUGCCCAAGACAUUCUGAAGCUAAACCAGCAGAUGACGACGUUUUUCGUAAACCUCUUUCUGUAGCCAGGCCCAGGCUCAUGAGACCUACUACUACCAAGAUAUUUAGCAGUGCUUCACGAACUGCCAAUUUUUCCAAGUCUUUAGAAAGUACCAUUCUUCAGUCAGCACUAAAAAAGCCGAGUGUGGCACAGCCUAAUUUGAAGGUGACACCACCCUCUUACCUGGUGUCUCAGAAGCCAGUGGCUGAGGUGAAAAGUUUAUGCAGUAUUUCUCAUUUUCGGACUCCAGGCAGUUCCAGCAGACAUUGUUACAAGCCUAUACUUAGUGAGAACAAGCCUAUGUCAGCUUCCUCUCGAGUGAAUAUUUCCUUACCAUCACAGCCUAUCUUUGACACCUUCAUUAAGGAGGUCUUAAAAUGGAAAUACCAAAUGUUUUUGAACUUUGAUAAAUGUGGCGCCCCAACAAGUCUCUGUCAAUCUAUCUCAAGACCUGUGCCUGUCCGAUUUCAAGAUUGUGCAGAGUAUUUUAAUGUUUUUCUCCCUUUGAUUAUAUUGAAUACUUUUGAAACAGUGGCACAGGAAUGGUUCAACUCUCCAAAUAAAGAGAAUUUCUAUCAUUUGCAUUUACGAAAAUUUCCAGCCGACUAUAAAAAAUACUGGGAGUUUAUGAUUUACCUGGAGGAAUCUGAACUAGCUAAACAGCUUCAUCCAAAGGAAAAUGAUCUGGUGUUUUUGGUUCCUGAGAGUCUAAAUAGAGAGGAGAAAGAUAUGGACGAGAAUGACAUGCAAGAUCGAAAUGCCUAUUACUGUGGUUAUGUUCAUAAGUUUCGUCGUACUUCAGUCAUGAGCAGUGGAAAAACUGAGUGUUCCUUGUGCAUCCAGACACAAAAUAACUUGGCAGCCAAACUACAUGAACUUACAAAAUGUCUUGUAAUCAGUUCUCUAGUAACUACACAGAGGAAAUUGAAAGCCAUGUCUUUGUUGAGCGGUCGGAACCAGUUGGCCAGAGCUGUUCUAAAUCCAAACCCCAUGGACUUCUGUACCAAAGACCUAUUAACUACAACAUCUGAAAGAAUUAUUACCUACCUAAAAGACUUCAAUGAAGAUCAAAAGAAAGCCAUAGAAACUGCAUAUGCAAUGGUGAAACACUCACCAUCUGUUGCCAAAAUCUGUUUGAUUCAUGGACCACCUGGAACAGGAAAAUCAAAAACCAUUGUUGGUCUCUUGUACCGCUUAUUGACAGAGAACCAGAGAAAGGGCCAUUCAGAUGAAAACUUCAAUGCCAAAAUCAAGCAAAACCGGGUCCUCGUGUGUGCACCAUCCAAUGCAGCUGUUGAUGAACUUAUGAAAAAAAUUAUCCUUGAAUUCAAAGAAAAAUGUAAAGACAAGAAGAAUCCUUUGGGAAAUUGUGGAGAUAUAAAUUUAGUACGACUGGGUCCAGAAAAGUCUAUUAAUACGGAGGUCCUAAAAUUUAGUUUGGACAGCCAAGUCAACCACAGAAUGAAAAAAGACCUGCCUUCUCAUAUUCAAGAAAUGCUGAGAAGAAAAGAGUUUCUAGAUGGUCGACUCGAUGAACUUUCUCGUCAGCGAGCUCUGUGUCGAGGUGGGCGGGAGAUGCAGAGGCAAGAAUUAGAUGGACACAUUGUCAAAGUUUCAAAAGAAAGGCAGGAACUUGCUUCAAAAAUUAAAGAGGUUCAGGGACGUCCACAGAAAACACAGAAUACGAUCAUCUUGGAGUCUCAUGUCAUCUGCUGCACAUUGAGCACAAGUGGUGGUUUGCUGCUUGAGUCUGCUUUUCGAGGGCAAGGGGGUGUCCCCUUUAGUUGUGUCAUUGUUGAUGAGGCUGGGCAGUCUUGUGAAGUUGAAACACUUACUCCACUUAUCCACCGCUGCAACAAACUUAUCCUAGUAGGAGACCCCAAACAGCUUCCUCCCACCGUCAUUUCUAUGAAAGCACAGGAGUAUGGGUACGAUCAGUCAAUGAUGGCACGAUUCUGCAAGCUGCUUGAAGAGAAUGUGGAACAGAACAUGAUUGGCAGACUGCCGGUUUUACAGCUUACCAUUCAGUAUAGGAUGCAUCCAGACAUUUGUCUCUUCCCUUCUAAUUAUGUUUAUAACAAAAACUUGAAAACAAAUAGAGGCACUGAAUCUGCUCGAUGUUCAUCAGAGUGGCCAUUUCAGCCCUACCUUGUGUUUGAUGUUGAAGAUGGUUCAGAACGACGGGAUAAUGACUCAUAUAUAAAUGUUCAAGAAAUAAAGUUGGUGAUGGAAAUAAUUAAGCUUAUUAAAGACAAAAGAAAAGAUAUUUCCUUCCGAAAUAUUGGCAUAAUAACCCAUUACAAGGCUCAGAAGACUAUGAUCCAGAAGGAUUUGGAGAAAGAAUUUGACAAGAAAGGUUUAUUACAGCCCAUCAUGAUGGGGGAGUCAAGGCAGCAGGACCCUGAAGCAUCCAGUCAGAAGAAGAAGAGCAGUGAAUGCAUGCAUGCUAGUGAUGAGCUCGAUUUCUCCACUUUUACACAGUCUGGGAUCUCCUGCGUAGAGAAUGGUGUCACCCACACUGGGCCUGCAGAAGUGGAUACAGUGGAUGCCUUCCAGGGCCGGCAGAAAGACUGUAUAAUUGUUACAUGUGUCAGGGCAAGUUCUGAGCAAGGCUCAAUUGGAUUCCUGGCGAGUUUGCAGAGAUUGAAUGUCACCAUUACACGAGCCAAAUACAGCCUUUUUAUCCUUGGACAUUUGAGGACUCUGAUGGAAAACCAACAUUGGAAUGAACUGAUUCAGGAUGCUCAGAAGCGUGGGGCCAUUAUUAAGACCUGUGACCCACACUAUAGACAUGAUGCAAUGAAGAUUCUGAAACUGAAGCCUGUGCUGCAGAGGAGUCUGACUCAUCCUCCAGCCACUGCCCCAGAGGCACCCAGACCUCAGGGUGGCUUGCCCAGCAACAAGCUAGACAGCGGACAUGCCAAGACACCUUCUGCUGCUUCUCUGUACCACACGCCCUCUGACACUGUCACUUCAAAGGAACCUGAAAGGAUACCUCCUCAAGACCGACUUCGAGAUCCACGACUACUUAGAAGAUUGGAUACUGAAUCCAAGGGAGCAUCCCUGAAAGAUCCACAGUCUUUGGGCUCCCAUUGCGUUCCUUCGAUUUUACAGGACCCGAAUUUUGUUGUGGGACCAUCCACUGCUGUCGUUGCUCCUCUGAGUAGCCACAGGUCACCUCUACAGGCUGAGCCACCGCCUGCUCACCCUGCUGCUCCUACCACAAGUAAGAGGAAGUACAGUGCCCCAGACUCUGGGUUCAGUCACAGAAGAGAGCCUAGGGCCUUUGGUGAAGAAGAAAGGCGUGGCUCUGUGAGUCAUCACAUGCUGAGGAGUGCUGACUGGGACAGGAGGAGGCUGGAGCAGGAGCCCAGCAGUGCCAAGAAGAGCCGGUUUCCAUAGUAGCUCCUGGUGAUGAGACUGUCGUUUACGCGUAGCUAGUGGCACCAUACAGAUAAGCUGGGUUUUAUUUUGUUCCCUUGAAGAAUCUGUGUUAAAGGAUGGAAAUACCUCUGACCCUUGGGCUGUUGGUCAUCUUCAGUAUUUUUUGCCAGUUAUAUACAUUUCGAGAGGGUGUUUGUAUAUUUCUAAUGUCCCUGAGGCCAAAAAUUCAAAAUGGUGGGAUCUUUUGUUUCAUAGAAAAGGUCAGGUCAAAUGAAUGUUGUAAAGGUUAAACUGUGAGUCUUUGUAGCACAUUUAAAAUCCUUCAAAAAUAUAAGCAGGUAGAUGACAUUUCCUUCCUCUGCUGAAAACAUUAGUCAUUUUCCAACAGAACAAACUUAGUUAGGAGGACAAUUCCUUUUGGUCCUGUGAGGUAGACAAGUUUCUUUACCAGCCUUGGUACUGGAAGUUAGCCAAGUUGGUACCAGCGACCAGUGUCUUGAAUAAAAAACUGCUAGGGUCUCUUGGGCCUUGAGAAGGCAGCAUGUCGGGAGCUGUUGUGCACUUUGAGACAAGGCAGCUUGGCACAGGGCAUUACUGUAACUCACUCACCUAUAUUAGUGUAUGACUUAGUUUUCUGGCUAAAUUUCCUUCCCUUCUCAGAACAGAAGAACAAUUCUUGAACUGUCAGAUGUUCCCAGUGUUUCAUAAGGUUGAUGUAACUGCUGAGUUGGAGACACUUACUGAAUGGAAGAUUUGUACUGGCCUGGCCUGUGCAGGUUGCUUGGGAAGGCUUGAGGGUUGCUAGAAAAAAAGAGUGGAUGCUUUUGGGGGAAUUUCUUUGGGAGCUGCACAGGACAGCAGAUAGUGCAUCUCAGGCAGAAAAGAUAUGUGAGAAAGAGAAAGCUGCCACCUGGGCUUCAGGACCUUGCAGUAGGUGGGAGUGUUGUACUACUGGGUGCCUGGCCUCCAUCACCUAGUAUGCCUGUGAGAGGAACUGGAGUCAGGACAAGGGCGGGCUGCCUAACCAGUCAGGUUUCCAAACCUCCAUAUAGCAGAGCAUGUGAAUGUGAGGGUCUGGUGACUGCUGUACAUACAGCCCAUUAGCUGCUUUGGGGAGGAAGGCAUCUCUGAAAAUUAAUGUUUGCUGUUUGGAAUUCUGUCAUCUGUUCUUAAACAAAAGGAUUUUUGAAAUUCUGCUGAAGCAGGUUUUAUUUGUUAAGAGCUUUUGAAAAAACAGUGUGCAUUUCGCCAAGUUUCCUGAGCUCUCUCUUUGCACAGGUGCGCAGACAUGUACCCUUAAUGUCUCCUGGACACUUGUAAAACUAGGGAGUCGGAAUCUUCAGAGUGCUUCAGCCUCCUGGCUGGACCCAGCUAGGUGGGAAGUAAAUCCGCUCUGGCUAGGGCAAGGGUUAAUAAGUCUCUUGCAUGUGACAUUGGCAGGAAACCUCACUGUUACUUGAAAUUUUCUUUCCUGGUGUCUUUUAAGAAGUACUCAGGUUAACAGGGAUUUGAGAAUGUGACCACUUUAGGAAAAGUGGACUUCUGAGUGGGGUGUGCGUGACAAAACAGCAGUGACCAGGGCAUUUCCCUCUGCUCACGUUACCGCAUAGGUGAAGGAACAUGUUUUAAAAAGACGAUUUUCCAAAACAUGUGGUUGGCUGCCACCCAGAGUAUUGUAUAGAAUGGCAUGUUUGUUCAUCUGCAGACUCGCUGCUAACCUCAUCAGAGUAUGUGAGAAUUAGGAGGGUCUUGAAACCCUGUUUAUUUUGUGAGUGUAAGAGCUACUGGGACUAGACUGUGGCCAGGGCCUUGAGUCCUUGUAACCUCCUUUCCAGCAACCAGGCCUCGCCUUCGAACACUCUCAGCAGAAUAUAGUUAUGUGGCAUUAGAGUUUGAAACCUUAUUUAUUUCGGUUGGCAAAGGUAUUUUCAGAAAGUGUUUGCUGUUUCGGGUGCUGUUGUGAGCAGUUAAGGCUGACAAGGUGAAAAGUUGACAUUGUCCUUUCUGUGGUUAAAGGAACUUUCCCUGUCUACUUUCAGAAUGUUAUUCCAGGCGAAUGUAUACCUGUCUUAUUUUGCUUUAAUUUAAUUUACCACAGUUUGUUCAGUUAUGCUUUCAUGAAUUAUCAGGAGCAAAUUUGAACAAAAACAUGUGAAUAAUCUCCUGUAAAUGAGUUUUAUAACAAGAGUGUACUAAACUAUUUUCUAAAAUUACGCACAUUGGGAAUCUUUCUGUAGCUUUGUGUUUUGUAUGCUCUGGUUUCAUAACUGGAUUUUAACAAAUAUAAACCUGUUAUCUUUGUUAAUAGAAAAUGGGAGAAUUAAAAACAAAAGAAAACUGA
This is a messenger RNA of Myodes glareolus (Bank vole), 10826 nucleotides long. It is a transcript of the gene Setx, whose product is annotated as senataxin. Gene Ontology annotation, molecular function: helicase activity; transcription termination site sequence-specific DNA binding. Lineage: Eukaryota; Metazoa; Chordata; Mammalia; Rodentia; Cricetidae. The record is from RefSeq and is a predicted model, not a curated record. Gene Ontology annotation, biological process: termination of RNA polymerase II transcription. Gene Ontology annotation, cellular component: nuclear body.